AACCUCCAUGCCUCUCUCACUAGCUAGACAGUCUUCACAGACAGGUAGCUUAGCUCUUCAACUCCACCGUACCCUCUCCUUAUUCCAUAUGCCUCCAUUACACAUCUUCUUCUCCUUCUCACUCUUCUUCCUCUUUCCUCAAAUAGCGAGGGCAGCUUCGGCCGACUGCUCCAUAUCAAGCUGCCCUAACGGCCCACCGGUCCGAUUCCCUUUCCGGCUCAGACGCAAGCAGCGCCUUUUUUGUGGCUAUCGAGGGUUCGACCUCUCAUGCAACAACCAGACCCUACUCACCACGCUCACCCUCCCCGGCUCCGGAGCCUUCCUCGUCCAGCGCAUCGAUUACAAGUCUCAAAAGCUGUGGAUCAACGACCCCAACUCCUGCCUCCCCAAAAGGCUCCUAUCCCACCCCUUCAGCUUCUACGACACUCCUUUCAGUGUCGUUGGCGGUUCCAAGAACUACACCUUCCUCAACUGCUCGUCGUCUCAGACGACGUCAACGUUACCGGCCACCGCCGAGUAUUUCUUGCCUCAGCGGUGGGGGUACAUGGUCUAUGCUGUUCCCUCGAGUGCAUACUAUGCUUCUGCACCGGCAGCGGCACCGUCAUCUUCGGCGUCACCGGAACUAUGUUCGGUGAUUUCGACUGCUUUGGUUCCGAGAGAAGUGACGUAUGAGUGGGAAGUAAAUAUGGCUGGGGAGGUUACCCGCGGCGGUGUUGCCGUGACGUGGUCGCAACCGGAUUGUAGUGAUUGUGAAGCCAGGGGUAAAAAUUGUGGGUUCGACACAGAUACAGGGCAGAUCAUGUGCUAUGACCGCAAGAAAAGCCAUGUUCUCCCAAGAGGUGCAAAAUACGGCAUAAUCAUAGGUGUGGGAAUACCAGGGCUCUUAUUCAUCAUUGCUAUCGCAAAUUACAUCUACAGCAGGUUUUUUGGUCGCCGCCACCAGCCAAGCACAGAUGACCUCUCCACCUCCACUGCUCUGCAAUCCACCAACAUCGUGGUGGGCCUUGACGCCCCAACCAUUGAGUCAUACCCCAAGACUUUGCUGGGGGAGAGUCGGAGAUUGCCCAGGGCCAACGACAACACAUGCUCAAUUUGUCUGGGCGAGUACCAACCCAAAGAAGCACUGAGGACCAUACCGGAAUGCAACCACUACUUCCAUGCUAAUUGCAUAGACGAAUGGCUCAAACUGAAUGCCACGUGCCCAGUAUGCCGGAAGUCACCGGAGGGGUCAUCUCAUAUCACCCCUUCUUCUUCAGUGUCCUCAUCAACAUCGUCUUCUUUAGCCUCAGUAGUGCAAUAGACUUUCUAUGUCUUUUGGUUUCUUAUUUGUUUGUAUGCCUUAUUUUUUGGCCAUUGUUUAUAAUCAAGGUAUGCUUGUUUUUUUUUU
Molecule: messenger RNA, 1387 nt
Organism: Rosa chinensis
Lineage: Eukaryota; Viridiplantae; Streptophyta; Magnoliopsida; Rosales; Rosaceae
Product: RING-H2 finger protein ATL20
Molecular function (GO): polysaccharide binding
Source: RefSeq, a predicted model, not a curated record